Patiria miniata (bat star) is the source of this 2833-nucleotide messenger RNA. RefSeq names its product endothelin-converting enzyme homolog. The coding region runs from base 290 to 2638 and encodes 782 amino acids. Lineage: Eukaryota; Metazoa; Echinodermata; Asteroidea; Valvatida; Asterinidae. Gene Ontology annotation, molecular function: metalloendopeptidase activity. Gene Ontology annotation, cellular component: plasma membrane. The transcript has 16 exons. The record is from RefSeq and is a predicted model, not a curated record. Gene Ontology annotation, biological process: protein processing.
GCGAGGGGGGAGUUGAGUAGUUGUGUUGAGACUUGAUGCAUGGACAUGAUGGAGGAAUAAUUCCUUAGUUCAAUCAUCCUACCUCCAUGGUUCAAUAAGUCUGUUUCAUGGUUGAUGCGGGGAUGAAGCCCGGAGGUCCAGUGACUUUGUUUUGUAACAUUUGGCACAGUCUCACGCAAACCUGGGAAAUGAAUUUUAGAUUAAUUUCAUUUUCACAGAAAUGAUCCAUGUGACCGUGAGCACUGAGAAUCUCCAUCUUCUGUGAGCUGGGAGAGCAUCUUUGGUUGCCAUGGAGACCGAUGAGACGGCCCUUGAGCUCAUGACAGAUGGUUCAUCUUGGAGCGGGUUCGGCCGAGGUGAUCCCAACGAUGUCGAAUCAGCGGCCUUGCUGAAUCGGGGCAGUGCCGACGAUUACAGUCAGUGGAUGCGUCCAGCCGUCCGGUGGCAGACUCUCUCCCGACAACGAAGCGAACGCUGCAUGGGGCUGCUAACCGUCUCCUGCCUGUUGCUGCUGGCUCUGGUGGUAGCCACAGUGGGCUAUGUCUGCAACAGACCACACUCAACGGCAUGCACAGAGCCGCGAUGCAUCCAGGCCACGGCCAACAUUCUCAGGGUCAUGGACCUGGAGGCCGACCCCUGUCAGGAUUUCUAUCAGUACGCUUGCGGCAAGUACGCAGAGGUGACCGAUAUCCCCGAGGAUAAAUCUAAAUGGAGCUACUUUGGGAAUGCGGUGCUGCACAAUAAGAAGCUCAUGAGGAAGCUUUUAGAACAAGAUGGUUACAACUUCAGAGGGGUGCACAGCGAAGCGUUGUUUAAAGUCAAGAGCUACUACCGUGCAUGUAUGAACGAGAGUCUUUCAGAGAUUGCCAGGGCAGGACCAUUAUUACAGUUCAUAGAAUCGCUCGGCGGCUGGACGUUAUUAGACAACAACAACACGACGGUUUCAAACUGGAAUGAGGCCUCAUGGAGCCUAAAGGAGACGCUAGUUAGGCUUCACAAGAUGAGACUGUCUGUGCUGUUCACAAUGGCCAUUGGUGCUGACGACAGGAACUCCACCGAAAAUAUCCUGCAGUUUUACCAGUCUGGCCUCGGACUCUCUGCACCAGAGAUUUAUGAAAGCAAUGAUACGAAAAUUGUGGAUGCCUACACUGAACUGGGUGCCACUGUGGUGACCCUGCUCAGGCUGAAUGGGUCGCCAGAGGUCUUGGAGCACGCUCAGAUGAAACAAGAGGCCAGGCGGAGGAUAGAGGAGAUCGUGGAAUUUGAGAGGACACUUAGCAAGUUGUUUGUGCCAAAGAACAAACUGCGAGAUCCGGUAGCCAUCUACAAUCGAAUGCCCUUACAGGAACUUAUAGACAUGAUCCCCACAGUGGACCUCAAGGCUUACAUGGAGGAAACCCUUGGGCGGAAAGUCAACAAUUCCUUAGAGGUGGUGGUCUACACGCCGAGCUACUUCCGCAGGCUGAACCAGCUCCUGAUGGAAACCCCAGCAAGGCUUCUGGCGGACUAUACCAUGUGGUACGCAGUCCAGCCGUUUCUGAAGUAUCUAUCCCAGCCCUUCCAGAGCGCCGUCUCAGAAUUCAAGAGGGUCAUCCGAGGGGUCACGGCCCAACCCCCGCUCUGGGAGCGCUGCAUGUCCAAAGUCGACAACACCUUCGGUUUUGUGACGGGGGCGCUGUACGCCGAAGAGAAAGACUCGGAAGUGACUAAGAAGAAGGCCGUGGGUUUGAUUGAGGAUAUCCGGGAGGCAUUCCUACAGAAUCUGCCCCUGGUGGAGUGGAUGGACGAUAAGACUAGAGCCAGAGCUGAGGAGAAAGCACGAGCCGUCAAAGACAAGAUUGGCUUCCCAGAUUGGAUCUUGGAUCCGGUUAAGCUGGAUGAGUUCUACGAAGGGAUGAAUAUUUCAACUGAAAGUAAGUUUGACAACAUGGUCAACAUUCUGAGGUUUUUCCAACGCAAAGCUAUGGAGGAUUUUGGGACUCCUGUCGACAAAACGAGAUGGAGCAUGGCCCCGGCCGAGGUCAAUGCAUACUACAGUGCCUCCUUGAACCAAAUGGUCUUCCCUUCAGGAAUUCUGCAGGCGCCGUUUUUCAACAACGACGUGCCAAUGUCCAUGAAUUUCGGAGCCAUCGGCAUGAUCAUGGGCCACGAGUUGACCCACGGCUUCGACGACAAAGGCCGCAAGUUUGACAAGUUUGGCAACCUGGAUGACUGGUGGGAGAACAAAUCGGCCUCGGCCUACGUAGAGAGGGCCAACUGCAUGGAGAAACAGUACUCCGGCUAUGAGGAGCAUGGGCUCAAUCUGGACGGCCAUUUUACCCUGGGUGAGAACAUUGCCGACAACGGCGGGCUAAAGCUCGCCUACAUGGCCUACCAGAACUGGCGUAAGGACAACCCAGAGGACCUGCAGCUCCCACUCAAUCUGACCUUCACUCAGGAAUUCUUCCUGGGCAUGGCCCAGGUCUGGUGCAGCUACCAAACGCCUGAACACGCCCGACUCGUGAUCUACACAGAUACGCACGCCAGCGAUAAAUUCAGGGUCAUUGGCGCCAUGUCCAAUACGCCGGAGUUUAGUGAAGCUUUCGACUGUCCUAUCGGGAGCCCCAUGAACCCGGAGAACAAGUGUCGUGUGUGGUGAUCAUCCUACCAAAAGAAAAUCAAAUUAUGGUAGAUUGCAGUACUUACUUAGUACUUACUUUCCGUCACAAUCAAAAGUGAAGUUUUUGCGAUAACAAGUUUGUGGUCAACAUAAGAUAAGAUUUAAAGGUAGAGUAGAUUAUUUGUCAUUUGUGCAUUUGUUUCGUUUGAAGCAUCAAAAGUGCUCAAAGUUUGA